ACACUGCAGAUGGGGAUAAAGCAUUUCUCAGGGCUCUUUGUGAUGUUGUGCGUUGGCUUUGGUUUGUCCAUUCUCACCACCAUUGGGGAACACAUCGUGUACAGACUGGUCCUGCCACGAAUCAAGAAGAAAUCCAAGAUGAAGUACUGGCUCCAUACCAGUCAGAGAUUACAUCGUGCUCUGAACAGUUCAUUUAUUGAGGAAAAACAUCAGCCUAAGAAAAAACGAGUAGAAAAGAGGGCCCAUGUGGGGAACAGCCAGCAUGCAGUGUGGAACACAGCCAAUCUGGGCAACUGCCACCGAAAGAAAUACAUCUGCACUGAUGAGGGGCAAAAUGAGGUGACAAUCCAUCAGCACCAGGACAUCCCCCUGCCACAGGGGAGGAGAGAGCCUCCGCCUUCCUUAACCACCAAUGGGAAAGCAGAAUCCCUCAACACUGCGAGGACCUCAGUGCUGCAAGAGCUGACAGAGCUGGACAAGCAGAUCGAAAUCAUCAAGCAGGAGCUGCAACUUGCCAUGGAUAGGAAAUCAGAGCUGGAAGAGUAUGCACGGACAAACAGAACUGCAGAGUCCUAGGCCAGAAUAUCUGUGCCCUUCCCCUUUUCUUCCUUUCCCCCUUUCCUCUGUAAAAUUUGUAACACACUUUUGUAAUGCCAGAAAGGGGUGCAAAAAUAAACCAGGCAAUAAGCUCUUCAGGAGAGCAGAAUUGCAGCAGCCCACAGCCACUGCCACCCUCCUGAAUUCCCCUCCUUUCACAGCAAGUUUCUUAUUCUCCUGGAAAACACCAGCCAUUCCCAAGGGACUGGAGAGACAAGGAGCAUCCCAAUGGGAGUUCCUUGUUUCUCCACUUGACCGUACAGUGAGGUUUCACUUUUUUAGCCCUUUCUGUGCAUUAAUUAAAAAAAAGAA
Onychostruthus taczanowskii (white-rumped snowfinch) is the source of this 909-nucleotide messenger RNA. Its product is annotated as glutamate receptor ionotropic, NMDA 3A-like. The record is from RefSeq and is a predicted model, not a curated record. NCBI's taxonomy places the organism in Eukaryota, Metazoa, Chordata, Aves, Passeriformes, Passeridae. The annotation marks the transcript as partial. The transcript has 3 exons.